Trifolium pratense (red clover) is the source of this 3245-nucleotide messenger RNA. RefSeq lists its product as uncharacterized. The coding region runs from base 96 to 3089 and encodes 997 amino acids. The record is from RefSeq and is a predicted model, not a curated record. The transcript is spliced from 5 exons. Lineage: Eukaryota; Viridiplantae; Streptophyta; Magnoliopsida; Fabales; Fabaceae.
ACUACUUCCUUCUUUUCCUCUCUCUAACACUCAUAAAAACCCUUCUUUUAUUUUUCUUGAUUAGACCCAUUGUGUUUUAUUUUACAACAAACAAUAUGGUUGGUGACAAAGGAGACACAUCAAAGAAACAACAACAACAACCUCAACAAGUUUCAUCUUCACCAAAAGCACCACCACAUGAAGAAUCAUCAUCACAGCAACAAGUUGUUGUUGUUAGUGGAACAAUUACAAACCCUUUUAUUUCAACUCCAUUAUUUGUUUCAACAAGUGGUGCAAGUUCUUCACCUUUUGAAAACCAAUUUGAAACAACAAAAAGACCAAGAUAUAGUGGACAAUGGAAGCUUCUACCAUCACCACAACAACAACAACAACAAAAACAACCUCAAACUCAAACACAAACACAAAUCACCAACAUUCUUAAUCAAACAACAGAAUCAAAAUCAACAACCCCUUCACCUUCAAAUCUUCCACAACAACAACAACCUCAAACUUUAGCUGCUUCUUCAUCAGAAACAACUUCAUCACAAUCUCAUGAUCAUCUCUCACCAAUGCCUUGUCAAGAAGGAAACAAACAUGAAGAACAAGUUCAUCAACAACUAAGAAAAGGAAAAUAUGUAAGUCCUGUUUGGAAACCAAAUGAAAUGCUUUGGUUAGCAAGAGCUUGGAAAGAACAAUACCAAACUGGCUCAGAUUCUUCUUCAAGAACAGAACAGCAACAACAAGAGUUGGGAUUGAGCAGAGGAAAAACAAGAGCUGAUAAAGACAAAGAAGUUGCUGAAUUUCUCAACAAACAUGGUGUUAGUAGAGAUGCUAAAACAGCAGGUACUAAAUGGGAUAACAUGUUGGGAGAAUUUAGGAAAGUUUAUGAAUGGGAAAGAGGUGGUGAAAGAGAACAAGUUGGAAAAAGCUAUUUUAGGCUUUCACCUUAUGAAAGAAAGUUACAUAGGUUACCAGCUUCUUUUGAUGAAGAAGUUUUUGAAGAACUUUCACAAUUUAUGGGAUCAAGAAUGAGAUCUUCUUCUUCUUCUCAUGGUGGUAGAAUUGGUUCUUCUUUUGUUUCUUGUGAUGAAGCUAGAACAAGAUCUCUUCCUCCUCCUAGACCUUUCAAAGAUGAUGAUCUUCCUCUAUCAGCUAGGACAAAACAAUUGACAAUGACAAGUGGUGGUGAUCAACAAUAUUUUCAUGGUCAUAGAGGAAGCUUAUUAGGGUUAGAUUCUCUAAUGGAAAUUUCAACACCAACUUCUAGUUUGAAAGAAUUAAGAAGAAUUGGAAAAAUAAGAAUGACAUGGGAAGAAUCAGUGAGUUUAUGGGGUGAAGAAGGUGAAGUUCAUAGAGGAAGAAUAAGGGUUCAAAAUUCAAGCUUUUUACAUGCUGAUGAAAUCACUUGUUUUGAUGAUACAAUGGUGAUUUGUCCUUUAGAAUCUUUUGAAGAUGGUCCUUUGAAAGGUUUUUCAGUUGAUAGAUUUGUUUCUGGACAACAAGUUAAAGUUUUUGGUAGAAGAAAAUCUUCUUCAACUUCUAGCUCUAGUGGUUAUGCUGAAAGAGUUCAACCACUCAAUAAACCAAUGCCCAUAAGAUCAAUUGUGCCAUUGGAUUUUAGAGACCCAACUGAGUAUUACAUGGAACAUCUCCUUAAAAUCUCAUCACCACAAUCACUUCCAACAUUAUUUGAGCUAAAGCAUUAUCUCCAAGAGCCACCACCACAAAAUUUGCGUUUUCCACUUAGAAAAGAAGUGUUUGAUGAUUUACCACAAGGUAAAGAAUUUUUCUUCACAACAACCUCUGAACCAUUGGAUUGUAGAUCCAUAAUCUAUGACAUUGUGGGCCCCAUCAUUAGAACCAACAACAACAUUAACAACCCUAGUACUCUCCCAUUUUCUAGUAGAGACUCUUUCAUUGGUGUUUGGGAUGAUUGCAUCAAUAGGGUCGUUUCAAGAUUCUGCCACAAUGAAAUGGUAAUUACUAGAAAGCCCUUUUCAUCAAAUUCACAAUCACAAGACACAUUGUUUGAAGAGGAAUGGCCUAAUGUUAGUGGUUUUGUGAACAAUUUUUGUCUAUGGAGAGGUGAAGAAUGUGAAGAAUUAAAAGAGAAUAUUCAAAACCCAUCAUCAACUAUCAUUCAAAAAUUACUAUGGAGCUAUCUAGAUUUACCUUAUAUCCUUGGUUACUAUGCAAUUGGAAAUAAGGUAACAUUUUGUGCACUUAGUAAAUCACAUGAAGAUCAUGGAAAAAUCAUUAGAACCGAUUUACAUGAAGUGAAUUUAAACACACCAAGUGAAAGAUUCAAAUCUUUAGUACCAUGUUUUAGAAUUGGUGUUUUGUUAUCAUUGUUAAGCAAAAGUUGCAUAAACAUGCAAAAGGGUAGUUUUGUCUAUAGUGAUUUUGAGAGAUAUUGUUUUGGUCAAGGUGUUAUAAUUGAAAUGACACCUAACACAUGCAAAAGGGUAUUUUUGGAAAAGAGAAAAUUUUCAUCCGUGAAAGAAGUUUAUGAGAUAUUAGAUCAUAGAAUACCACAUAGUGAGUAUUUAUUUAAGGUUAAUGAAAACAACAUGAGUUUAGUUUUUAAACCAAGAGGGAUUAGAGUUAAACCAUUAAACAUUGAACAAUUAGUUGAAGCAUUAAAGUAUGUAACAAAAGCAUUAGUUGCAUUACAUGAUUUAUCAUUUAUGCAUAGGGACAUAGGAUGGGAGAAAGUGAUGAUGAGAAAUGAUGGAGAAAUUGGUGAGUGGUUUGUUAGUGGUUUCGACGAAGCGGCGGGUGCGCCGGCAUUAGGGAAGUUUGUGAAAGGAAAAAGUGAUAAUAUGGUGGAGCGUGGAAGACACGCGCCAGAAAUGGAAAGAGGAUUACAUGGUGUGAAAGUUGAUGUGUGGAGUAUAGGGUAUUUGAUAAUGACAUGUGGGUUGGUGAAUGUGCCUAAGAUGUUGAGAGAGUUACAGAAUUGGUGUAUGGAACAGAAUCCUGAACAGAGACCUACUGCAGCGGAUUGUUAUCAUCAUUUGUUGCAACUUCAGUCAUCUUUGUUGGUGUCAGGUGGUGGUGGUGCUGGUGGUGGUUCUGUUGGUGGUGGUGGUGGUGGAGGAUUGAUGUGAUUGAUUGGUUCAUGUUUUGUUUUAAUGGUGGUGCUUAGUAUAAUUCAUUGUUGAAUAUUUGAAUUAAUACUUGAAUUGUUAAUUAUUAUAUAUUGGUAUUGUUUUUUAUUCUGAGAAAAGGGUUAUUAUUAAUGCAAGUUUUAAAUUUUACUACAA